AUGAAUAAGAAUAAACUAGCCAUAGCUGACAUCGCAAGCCAUGCUCAACACAGUACCGAACAUAUAUCACCAUUUUCAAAGCAAGACACCACACAGACUUCAAGCAAUAUUGAUGCAGCUUCAUCGGUAGUGUUUCAAUCACGCUCCAGAAGAAGCAUGCAAAAUUUUCUUCUAGUGCGGCUUGGUGCCAAUUUACUCGUCGAUAAUGACGAUUUUCAACAUUCUUUGAUACAACUUCGAACCAUUGUUAAUAUAUUCGAAUAUUUUUCUGAUCCUGAUCCGUGUACUGACUAUUUGACAACUAUUGAAGAUGAACAAGUCUUUUUAAUUGUUUCUGAGCGAUAUGGCGAAAACAUUGUACCCCUCAUCCACGACACGCCUCAAAUUGAUUCCAUGUUUGUUUUCUGUAGCAAUAGUGAACAACAAGAAGAGCGACUAACUAACUGGCCGAAAGUGAAAGGCAUCUACAGUUUAAUUCAGUCUGUAUGCACAUCAUUAAACAAAAUUGUACUCAAAUGUGAACAGAAUCUGAUACCGAUGAGCUUCGUUCCAAACCAAAUAUUAGCAGCCGAAACAUCGGGACACACAGAAUCUUGA
This is a messenger RNA of Rotaria socialis, 597 nucleotides long. Lineage: Eukaryota; Metazoa; Rotifera; Eurotatoria; Philodinida; Philodinidae. The record is from the annotation of a GenBank genome assembly.